Diaporthe citri is the source of this 3192-nucleotide messenger RNA. RefSeq lists its product as uncharacterized. The coding region runs from base 1 to 3192 and encodes 1063 amino acids. Lineage: Eukaryota; Fungi; Ascomycota; Sordariomycetes; Diaporthales; Diaporthaceae. The transcript is spliced from 6 exons. The record is from RefSeq and is a predicted model, not a curated record. Gene Ontology annotation, molecular function: calcium ion binding; phosphatidylserine decarboxylase activity. Gene Ontology annotation, biological process: phospholipid biosynthetic process.
AUGAGGAACAAAGGAGAUUCAGCAAGCCCCGAGGGGCGUAGGGAGACGGGCUUGAUGCUUAACACUGUAAUUCUGAAGGCACGAAAUCUCGCCGCAGCGGAUCGAGGUGGUACCUCUGAUCCAUACCUCGUCUUGACCCUCGGUGAAAACAGGCACCAAACCCACUCUGUGUCUAAGACGCUUAACCCGCACUGGAACGAACAAUGCGAGUUCUACGUGAACGAGACACGGCACCUGCUCCUCGAUAUCAUCUGCUGGGACAAGGACAGAUUUGGAAAGGACUAUCUGGGCGAGUUUGAUCUCGCUCUCGAGGAGAUCUUCGCCGACGGCCACUACGAGCAGGAGCCGAAAUGGUUUCCUCUGAAGAACAAGAGGACGGGUAAGAAGGCCACCAAAGUCUCCGGCGAGGUUCUGUUGCAAUUCACUCUUUAUGAUGCUGCGAACCCAAAUGCUACCGACGCCGAAAUUGCUGCCAAGUUCACGGCUCUUACCAGCGCGGUUCCUGAGGCCGACCCCACGUCCAAGAACCCAACGCCAUCCCGCACGCCAGUUUUGGCUCCCACUAAGCCGAGCACCUCUCCGUCUCCACCCAUCAGCCGAAGGCCAACAGAGGAUGUUAGCGACGACGAUGACGCUGAGUAUGACAUUUACGAUGACGAAACACCCGAAGAGGAAGACCCAUCAAAGCCCGAAAGUGUCGAAAAGCGCAAACGACGGCUCCGAAUCAAGGGCUUGAAGCGCAAGAAGCGCGACAACCCCUAUGAGUUCACCAAUGGAGAUCGUAGCGACGUUGUCGGCAUCAUAUUCCUGGAGGUUGUCAAGAUCACCGACCUUCCCCCGGAAUCGAACUUCACGAAGACCGGUUUCGACAUGGAUCCUUUCGUGGUCGCGUCUCUGGGCAAGAAGACAUACCGGACUAAGGUCGUUCGACACAACUUAAACCCAGUCUUCAAUGAGAAGAUGAUAUUCAACGUACUUGGCCAUGAGCAGACCUACUCUUUCGCAUUCACCGUCAUCGACAGGGAUCGCUAUACGGGCAAUGACUUCAUUGCAUCCACGUCUCUUCCUCUCAAGGAACUCAUGGAGACGGCCCCUACUGCUGAUCCAGAAACUGGUCUUUACAGGCUCAGAGAGCCACCAGAGUUUGUGCAACCAGACAGCUCUUCGCAGAAGUCUCGUUUCAAGGCUGGGCAUGUCCCUUCCGUCCCGGGCGACGGCGCGGUGGAAACAACACAGCUACCUGUUCCUAACCCUGGACUUUUGGCGCCUGUCGACCAAACCGCUGCUGGGCCUGCGGUAGAGGCGGCUACAGAUGGCGAAGAUCCUGACUUUGUCCUGUUUGACGUGCCCUUGAAGAUGAAGAAUCUGGAGAAGUGGGAGGCGAAGCAUAAUCCAGUGCUUACUCUCAGGGCCAAAUACAUGCCCUACCCAGCCUUGCGGCAACAAUUUUGGAGAUCUAUGCUCAAGCAGUAUGAUACUGACGAGAAUGGGAGCAUCAGCAAGGUUGAACUGACAACCAUGUUGGACACCCUCGGCUCGACACUGCGAGACUCUACCAUUGACAGCUUCUUCAAGCGCUUCCCACAUGCUGCUAACAGCGGUGAAAGCGAUCUGACCACCGAUGAGGCCGUUAUCUGUUUGGAAGAUCAGCUUCUGUCCAAGCCGAAGCCAUCAAUGACUGAUCGCCUCAAGGACAGAUUGCCCGAUUUCGCAAAAGGGCAGUCUUCUGGAAAGGAGCCAGCUCCUAGUGAGGUAGCUCCUGGGCCUGAAACAGCACCUAGCAGUCAGACAUCCGCGUCUACCAUCACGGUUCCGAAGUUUUCCACUCCAGGCGAAGAAGGCGAAGUUUUAGCCGAGAGAGAUGAUCUCAAUGACCGCGGAGAAGAGCAUGUGGUUGAGAUUAGGGAAUGCCCCAUCUGCCACCAGCCUCGUUUGAACAAGCGGACUGAUUCGGACAUUAUCACUCACAUAGCUACCUGCGCCAGCCAGGAUUGGCGCCAAGUCAACAAUCUUGUGAUGGCUGGAUUCGUGACCGCCAGCCAGGCGCAGAGGAAGUGGUACUCCAAGGUCAUCACCAAGAUUUCAUAUGGAGGCUACAAGCUCGGCGCAAAUUCUGCCAACAUUCUUGUCCAGGAUCGCAUAACAGGACAGAUAAGUGAAGAGAAGAUGAGCGUGUACGUGAGACUCGGUAUCCGGCUGCUCUACAAGGGACUGAAGUCGAACAACAUGGAGAACAAGAGGAUCCGCAAACUACUCAAGAGCCUCAGCAUCAAGCAGGGCAAGAAGUACGACGACCCAGAGUCCAAGGCCGAAAUUGAGGGCUUCAUUGAAUUCCACAAGCUCGACAUGUCUGAAGUCCUCCUUCCGCUGGAGCAAUUCAAGAACUUCAACGAAUUCUUCUACCGAGCCCUCAAGCCAGGCGCCCGACCAUGUUCUGCACCCGAAAACCCUCAUAUCAUCGUGUCGCCUGCAGAUUGCCGUUCGGUGGUUUUCAACCGUGUCGACGUUGCCACCGGUGUGUGGAUCAAGGGUCGCGAGUUCUCGAUCAAGAGACUGCUUGGAGACGCAUACCCCGAGGAUGCGGCACGGUAUGAAAACGGGGGCGGACUGGGUAUCUUCCGCCUUGCGCCGCAGGACUACCAUCGGUUCCACAUUCCCGUGGACGGUAUCAUGGGCAAGCCCAAGCUCAUCGAAGGUGAAUACUACACGGUCAACCCAAUGGCCAUCCGCUCCGCGCUGGAUGUCUAUGGUGAGAACGUCCGUGUCAUCGUGCCGAUCGACAGCGAGAAACACGGCCGCGUCAUGGUCAUCUGUGUGGGUGCCAUGAUGGUCGGCAGCACCGUGAUCACCAGGCAAGAAGGCGAGCGCGUGAAAAGGGCCGAAGAGCUUGGCUACUUCAAGUUCGGCGGCAGCACCAUUGUUCUGCUCUUCGAAGAGGGCAAGAUGGUGUUUGAUGGUGACUUGGUGGACAACUCGAAUGGCGCCCUCGAGACCUUGAUUCGUGUGGGCAUGUCUGUGGGCCACUCACCCAACGAGUCACAGUGGGCACCCGACAUGCGGAAGGACGAGAAGGACAUCACGGAACAGGACAAGUGGGAGGCCAAGAGACGCAUUCAGGGCAACUACCACCUGGAGGACGACAGCGACGAGUCACCUCCUGCUAGCCAGUUUGCCGGGCAAGGCUCGGGCUAG